This is a messenger RNA of Pangasianodon hypophthalmus (striped catfish), 4657 nucleotides long. It is a transcript of the gene cnsta, whose product is annotated as consortin, connexin sorting protein a. The record is from RefSeq and is a predicted model, not a curated record. Gene Ontology annotation, cellular component: plasma membrane; trans-Golgi network; transport vesicle. The transcript is spliced from 11 exons. The coding region runs from base 162 to 1877 and encodes 571 amino acids. Gene Ontology annotation, biological process: positive regulation of Golgi to plasma membrane protein transport. Gene Ontology annotation, molecular function: connexin binding. NCBI's taxonomy places the organism in Eukaryota, Metazoa, Chordata, Actinopteri, Siluriformes, Pangasiidae.
GCCGUGACGUAAGCGCUGGGAGAAAGUUCCCGGAUGGAUGUCAGGAAGCGCGAUGCACAGCUGCAGAAGUAAACAGUGAGCGGUUAAAUGUGUGUUUUUAACGCGGUGUGCUGGAUUCAUCCCACCUGGAGCUGACACAGCUGUGCACUGUGUGUGUGUGAAUGUGUGUAUGUGUGUUACAUAUGAACGAGGGACGUUGGCCGAGUGACUCGGACCUGCUGGAUGAAGCGGGUUCCACCAGAGUUCCAGACCAGAACCAGAACCUGCAUCAGAUCCGAAUGCUGGAGGAGGAGGAGGAGGAGGUGCGGGGAGGACACGCCCGCCUCCAUCACGACCUCCACCAUGACUUCACAAACAACAACGGAGCAGGAGAAGAAGACGAGGACGAUGAAGAAGAAGAAGACGGAGGUUCCAAAAUGGAGGAAGAGGAAGAGGAAAUGGACAGUACCAGUGGAGCGUAUUCUCCUGAACUGAUACGAGAUUCAUCAUCACUGAGCUGCAGUCCCUCAGUGUGUGAAGGUCCUCUGAGUCCUGAGGAAAUCCCGGUUGGUGUUUUUUCUCCUCGUGAUCUCAGUCGCUUCGUCUCUGAGUCUCUGCGUGUGUUAGAGGAGAGAGGAGAUGAUGCCGCGCUGCCACACCGCCUCCAUCAGAUUGCUGAGUGUCUGGUGCAGGAGGACGACUAUGAGAGAGCCGUGCACUUCCUCCAGCUGGAGAGACUGUACCACGAGAGAGUGCUGUCCAACAUCGCCGCCCUGCAGGAGACAUGGGAGAGCAGGUGGAGGUGUAGUAGGUCUGUAGAUAACUCCCUUCCUCACAGUAAUCUGAGUUCAGAACAUCUGGACAAACUGAAACACAUCUGCAUGACACACAGACAACCGACAUGGAGGUCCGACACGUCUGAACUGGUACACAGGAUCAGUGUGAAUGGUGAGAGCUGUGGAGAGAAGAACAUCACGUCAGAAUCUCCAUGCAGCGAAAAGUCGGGGAUGUUGGAGGAGGAUGAUGUCUCUCCCAGUGACAGCGGCGCUGCCUGUUUGGCCCAGCAGAGGGAGCCGACACACGUCUGUGACUCCGCCUCCAGCCCGCCCACUUCCUCUCCCCAAGCCCCACCCACCUUGGUAAUGACAGAAGGCUUCUCGCCGGCAACCAUCAGAGAGGAAGCCGAGAGAGAACAAGUGAGAGAGGGAGAGAAAGAACAAGAAACAGAGAGGACACCUCAAGAAGUUGGAAAAGAAGUGGAGCCUGGAGGAAGUGGAAAGGAGGCGGAGCCUGAAAGAGGCAGGCUGGGGGCGGAGCCUGAAAGAGGCAGGAUGGAGGCGGAGCCUGCAGAAUCUGACCCAAAGAGAGAAGGGGUGACGAAAGAAGGAGGAGUGGAAGCAGUGUCUUACGAUCAAGGAGCAGAGAAACAGGAAAAGGAAGUGGAACAGGAAGAGGAACAGGAAGAGGAAGCUCUGGAGCUCGAGGAGGAGCUUCAGAGGCCAGAGGACGCCAUGUUGGAUGACCUCGCCAAGCGCAUCCAGGUGGAGGAGAUCUCUCCUGCCUCAGGUCUCGUCUCCAUCCUGAAGAGAAGAGUGUGUGACGGAGGAGACGACAAUUCCUCCACCAACAAACCCCUCACUAAACGCAGAGUCCGCUUCCAUGUUCCUGAGGACGGCCUGGAAAAUGAUGAGGUGGGCGGAGACUCCUGGCUCCUCCUGCUCCUUUUGUGCCUGGUUACCGUGGUGAUCAGUGUGGGUGGGACGGCCCUGUAUUGCGCAAUCGGCGACGCCCACUCAAGUGUGUGUACGGACUUUUCACACAACAUUGAUUUCUACAUGGGGAAGGUGCAGCGCAGCGUGGACGACAUCACACACUUCUUCUCCUCCUCUAGCUCAUAGCCUCCAUCCCUCUCUCUCUCUCUCUCUUUCUCUCCAUCUGUCUCUCUACCUCUGCCACUGUCUCUCCAUCACUCUGGAACAAAAGAUCAGCCUGUCAAAAGAUGAGAGACGGAAUGAGAGCGCUGAUUUUUGAGGAUCUGAAUGGAUUAGCUGGUGUUGAUGAUGUCACAACUCUGUACUGGUGUUGAUGAUGUCACAACUCUGUACUGGUGUUGAUGAUGUCACAACUCUGUACUGGUGUUGAUGAUGUCACAACUCUGUACUGGUGUUGAUGAUGUCUCACAUCAUUUCCAGGCACAGCAUGUCACUUAAAAUCCGCUUUUUUAAAACUUCUUUAAAUUAGGUCUAAUUGAGACAGAGCAAGUCGUAUUUUUGCAGUUUUUAUCUUAGCAGGAAAUUAGCAUGUACAGAUUUCAAGACGUCAAAGAGGGCGGAGCAUGUGACAUUUCUAAUAGCGGUUCUUUUCGCUUCUUAGCAUAAAACUUCUGUUUUAUUUACUGUUUAUCUAUCGUUAGCUUGCUACCAAACUUGGCUAGUUACACAACGUCACCCAGCUACUGCUACAGCCGUAAGGUUAACGUUGGCUAAAUAAAAUCGUUAGCUGGCUAACGUUAGCCCGGUGUUAGCCAUUAGGUUGUGUAAUUACAUUGUGUACUUCUAUCCAAAGAAGGCUGGUAGUGAUGUCAUACUAUCAAGUUUUGUGAUUGGCUGAUCGAAUUGAACUUAAGCUCCGCCCACUGCAAAAUCAGUAUGUGCGGGAAUUUAUAUCAUUUAUCGCUACACACUUUUAAGUCUUAAAUAUCGAGUCUUAUAUUAGUUAUAACAAUUUCUGUUUUUUACCUUGAUUAUUAUCAUGACACUAUGGAGAAAGUGGAAUAAUGAUGUAUAAAUAGUUAUUUGUGACAGAUUUAAGUGGUUAGGAUUAAAAUAUAUUGUAGUAUAAGGGACAGAAGAGCAAUAUGUAGUAAAAAUGUAAAGAUUUUUAGAGUAGUGGUAUGAGGAGAGACAGGUUGUGUUAUUUAACGCUGUUUUUGCUAUUAGUUGUGCUCUGUGUGUGUGUGUGUGUGUGUGUGUGUGUGUGUGUGUGUGUUUGAGGGGGUGCGAUGUUUCCUCUAUGCUGUGAUUGAUAAAUAAACACAAAGCUCAUCCUGAUCUGCUCUUACAGCGGAGGCUGCGGGCUAAAUAACGGCUAACUGACUGAUCCACACCUGCAGCAGUGUAGCUUAUAGCUAGCUAGCAGGAAGGCUACUUAAUUAAUCUGAAGUUUAAUAAAUAAUUUAUAAUCACAACACACAUUAACUGCAUCAACAUUAAUUAAUAAAUGAGCUAAUCCUGUUGCUUUCAAGCACAUCUGCCUCUCUGCUAAAUAAGUUCAAAUUAGUAGUUUAUGUACAUCAAGUUUAAGGUUUAUCUUACUGACUGCAAUGCUAGUUAACAUGUCAGCACAUUUGCUAUAAUGCUAGUACCUGGGUUAGCAUGUUUGCUGUAAUUCAGUUUCACAGUUCGGCCCGUUUGCGAUUUUUAGCCCGUUAGCUGUAAUGCUAGCUCCUGUGUUAGCCCGUUAGCUGUAAUGCUAGCCCCUGUGUUAGCCCGUUAGCUGUAAUGCUAGCUCCUGUGUUAGCCCGUUAGCUGUAAUGCUAGCUCGUGUGAUUAUUUAUUGACAGACACUCGUGAUUUUAGAUUUUAUAGAUUUUACGGUGUGAUUUGUAUCAGCUGAAUUAUUUUACAGUAUUUAAUUAAAUAUAAAUUAUAAUAAAUCAUGGCCGAGGCUUCGCGUCCCUCAGACUGAACACACACCUCACAGAGCCUCACAAACUCCCAGGUUCAUUUUUAAUUUUAAACUUUUAAUUCAUGUUUUUUCUCUUUUGUGUGUGUUUGUGUUUAUUGUCUGUGGUGUUAAACUUUAAUCCGAGCGCACACACACACACACGGUGUCUUCGGGCUGCUGGAGCCGCAGCUGUGGGAGGGAAAGGGUGUGAUGAUGGCGGUGAUUAUUGCGGUGUUUGUUUGCACUCGUCCUCUGGCCGGAUCAGACGGCGGUGUUCAGUAUUUAUUUUAACGUUAAAAUCAACAAAAAUCCAAAUCUGCAUUUAUUCGUUCGUGAUGACGUCAUCUCUCCUGCUCUGUACCUGUGUAAAUGAUCAUCAGUGUGGUUUAUUUAACCUCCUCAGAUCUGAUUAUAAAAUAUAAUUUCUGUUUAAAACACUGAUUUUACACUACAGUGUGAUUCUGAUGUAUAAAAGUGUAAAACUCAUUAUUGUGUCAGACACUCAGCGGGGCGGAGCUUCGCUCUGAUUGGCUGUUAGACUCCGCCCGGUAACCAAUCAGAGCGCUCAGCCUUAGCGCGUGCGCGUGAGAGGAUGCUGUACUGGGCAUUACUGUAUAGAUCAGUACUGUGUGUUAUGUCGUGUUAUAGCGCGUUAUGUCAUCUUUAAGACGGGUGUUUUUACUGAAGUAUCGAGUGCUUAGAACCGCACUGUGUUUAUUACUGUUCCACUGCAUAUUUAAAUCAAAAUAAUCAGAAGAAAUCCAAUAUUAAAGACAGAAACAUUUGCAUAAUGAAAAACACUUCUGCUUUUCUGUGUUCAGUGUUUAUUAUUAUUAUUAUUAUUAUUCUUUUAAGAAAUUAUAUUUAUUACUGAAAUAUCACACUCAUUACUUCUGUCUGGUUCUAAGUCCUCGAUAUGAUUAUUUUUCCUCCCCAUACUGUAAAAAAUAUUAAAGGGGAAACUCGAUGAGAUCAAAUACACACAGUUCUUAAUAAAUCAGUUUUACUGUGA